This is a messenger RNA of Vespa velutina, 1871 nucleotides long. It is a transcript of the gene TBCC, whose product is annotated as tubulin-specific chaperone C. Gene Ontology annotation, molecular function: tubulin binding. Lineage: Eukaryota; Metazoa; Arthropoda; Insecta; Hymenoptera; Vespidae. Bases 655 to 1683 code for a protein of 342 amino acids. The record is from RefSeq and is a predicted model, not a curated record. Gene Ontology annotation, biological process: tubulin complex assembly; post-chaperonin tubulin folding pathway. Gene Ontology annotation, cellular component: cytoplasm. The transcript has 3 exons.
AUUAUUAUUAUUCUAUAUCCCUUCCUAUAGGUUCGUAUUGAGACGACUCAAGAUUUUGUCUCUUAUUCACCAUGGUAUUGAUGAUUUCCUCUUUAGGAAAUCGCAUUCCUUUUUAGUAUGCUUUACAGAACACCAAAACGACGUAGCUUUGAUAAAAUUAAAGUUGCCAAAUCAAUUUUUUUCUUUGAGAGUAUCCUCUUUGGUAGUUCAUUAAUAUUUUGGAGUUGUAUGAGUAGAUCGCAAGAUUUCAGGUUUUAUAUGCGCCAAAACUUGCCAUCUUUGUUAAAUGGUUAUUAUUAUAUAUAUGAAAAAGUAUCAAAUGAUAAUUCAAUCAGGACAGCUGACACGAUGAAAUGGGAACAAAAUUAAGAUUUAGUAUUCAUGGCGUUCUUCAAAUCUAUGUUACUGUUAAUAGGUGGUGGAGGUUUAGGAUAUUAUCUAAUACAAACCCUAUCAAUAACUCAACGUGAAUUAGAAGAGAUCCUUGCUUAUGAGAUUUCACCUAAAAAAUCUACCACAGAAGAUAAAAAUAAGGUACUGAAACAAUUGAGGAAAAUAAAGAAAUCAAGCGAAGAGAAAUUUAUGAAAUCUGUCUCUGUGCUAUUUGAAGAUACUAUAAACAAUACCAACAAAUAGCAUUCAGAUAAUAAUAAGAUGGAGAAUACUAAUUUCCUCGAAGGCAGCUUGCCAGAACGUAUCAAUAAAAGAGAUCGUGAACGAAAGAACAUCAUUGAAAGACGGAAAGAAGAACGACAAUCCCUUGCUGUGGAAUCUGAACAAAGUAGUUAUUUUAAGGAUACAUUUUACUCAUCGUGUAAAAAAAUUAAAGAUAUGUUAGAUGAGGCAUCUAGAGCACCGUCAUCUGUUCUUUCGGUUGCUUUUGACAAAAUAAGUAAAGAAAUUCUGAUGCUUAAAAAUUAUUUAUCUCAGUCAAAAAUGUAUCUAAAAGUAUAUGAUAUUAGAAGAGCACAGGAAAACUUACAAUUACUUGAAAAUGAAGCGUCAGAAUUAGAAAUGCAACUUUUACCUAAGAAAAAGUUUGGAUUUAAAAAUAGAAGAGUUGUAAAAAAACCCCCAGAAAAAACGUAUGACGUAACGGAUGGAUUAAAAGAUCUCAAGAUAUCAGAAGGUAUUGUGAAUGGUUCGGUAAAACAAAAUAAUAAAACAUUUAAUAAAUAUGGGGAAAAUGCGUGUAUAUUGGUAGGAAAGUCUGAUGAACAGUUGGUUCUGGAUGCUGAAAACGUAAAUAAGAAUGAUAUUCUUCUUUCCGAUCUAACUCGAUGUACAGUAAGAAUAUAUGGCACACCUAGUAUACUACAUAUGAUAAAUUUGAAACAAUGUACUAUCUUAGUCGGACCAGUGACAUCGUCCGUAUUUGCUCACGACUGUGUUGAAUGUGUAUUUGCUUUUGCAUGUCAACAAUUUCGAUUACAUUCAUCUACAGAUUGCACUAUAUACCUCCAUGUUACUAGCAGAGCAAUUAUAGAAGAUUGUACAAAUAUAAGAGUAGCACCUUACAAUUGGUCUUAUGAAGAUCAAAUGAAUCAUUUUAAUUUAGCUGGUCUCGAUCCAAAAAUAAAUAAUUGGAAUUGUAUAGAUGACUUCAAUUGGUUAUCAAGUGAAAAACAUUCGCCAAAUUGGUCUAUUCUUGAACCUGAAUUACGUAUAAAAAAUUGGGAUUAAUAUAAAUAUGUCAUUCAAAGCUUAAUAUUUACUGUUCUAUAGGCAGGUGUUUACUCUUCUUUAGAUUAAGAAUUAGUUGAUCCAUCAAGAUAAAUUAUUUAUGCAUAUAUCUUACUUUUUUCACCAGAAUGUAAAACUAUGUAAGUGUUUUAUAUACUUACGUAUUUAAUAAAAUUACUGGCUCCAUA